AUGCAACUGCAGCUGCACAACACCCUACAACAACAACAACAGCAAUUAACGCUACUACUCUUUGCUGGCACACUUGCCACACUACUACGGCCCACACUGUGCCACGCCGCCUACUCCACCAACUUGCACAAUGACCCUGCUGACGUAGCCGACAACGCAGCUGACUAUGACAGCUACGGCCACCACAACAGCAACAAGUAUGUCAGUAAAUGCGACAAAAAUGCAGUGGCCGCACUCACCUUCCAGCUGAGCGGCAACAACCUGCACUGGCCUUGCGAGUCGACCAAGAGCAUUUACGUCCAAUCCGGCCGAUAUGUGCCGCGCAAUGUGAUCGUGACGCGCGCCCAACUGCGACGUGAUGACGUGUUUGUGGCGCUGCCGCGCUACAAACAUGGUGCGCCAUUCACAUUGGGUCGCGUGCAAUUGAAGCGGGGUCAGUGUGUGGCCAAGAUUGCGCCAUAUCCGUGCUGGGCCAUACAGGAGGAGGGCAAUUGUCAGGCGUUGCAGUCCGUCGUCGACAUCGCUGUGGAUCCCAAUGGUCUUCUCUGGGCUUUGGAUGUAGGACUUGUGAACACAUUGGAGCAACCGAUACGCCGUUGUGGCCCAAAAAUCGUAGCAAUCAACACCGCUGACAACAAAGUAGUCAAGAUCAUCGACAUGAAUGAUCUCGUAACGUCUGAGUCUCGCCUGCAGUUCAUAGUGGUCGAUUACUCCAAGGACAAUAAGCCCUUCGUAUAUGUUGCCGACGCGGGAGCACGCAGCAUACUCGUCUACGAUAUAGCUGGCGAUAAAUCGUAUCGCAUCGUUUUACCCAAAGCCACUGCCCCAACUACCACCGACGUGCUUUACAUGGCACUCACCGCCACACCGGAUGGUACAUCGACUCUGUACUUUACGUACUUGAGCUCUCCACGCCUAUACUCCAUACGCGGACAGUAUUUGCGUGUUGGACAGGGUGCUGGUUCGAUUGUCGAUGUGGGCGCCAAACCUUAUGGCAAGCAAAUGGUGCUGCUCGGCGCCGACGGUGGCACAAACUUGUUCUUCCGUUACAAGGGUGAAAACGACAUUUAUAUGUGGAACUCGGAGACUUGUUUCAAGGCAGCCAAUUUAAAAGAUGUACAACAUGGUGGUGAUUGUCGUCUCUCGACACAGGUGCUACCCGGUCACAGGCGGUUCAUGUGGGUUUUGGAGAGCAAUUUCCAUGAUUUCAUUUCGGAGCGAACGGGUUGUAAUGGCGCAUCGAUUGUUCUACAUCCCAUAGUGCGCCAAUGUGAUGAUUGA
Molecule: messenger RNA, 1281 nt
Organism: Bactrocera latifrons
Lineage: Eukaryota; Metazoa; Arthropoda; Insecta; Diptera; Tephritidae
Product: major royal jelly protein 1
Exons: 3
Coding region: 1-1281 (426 amino acids)
Cellular component (GO): extracellular region
Source: RefSeq, a predicted model, not a curated record